GCGCAUGCGCAGACCCUCUGGGCAUGCUCCGUGAGCCGCGGGCGCGCGGUGCGGGCGGAAGUGGGGUGGCGGCGCCGCGGUGGUUUUGUUCUCGUCGGCGCUUGGAGAGAGAGAAAGCAGCAAUGCCUGUUCAGUUGCUCAAGAUCAUUAAAGGAGAAUCUGAGACUCCACUACCAAGCCACUUGCAGAAAGAGGAUUUAAAAUGCUUGCAAGAAGGAUUUGAUUACACGAACAAAUACUUUCAGGGAGCAGUCAUUCUUUCUUACCCAUUAACGAAACUUAGAGAUGGGUCAGAUUUUUUCAAGGUUGUUCUUCAAGAUUUGAAUAACUCAUGUUCAAGGAUCAACAGCAUCAAUGUUUUAAUAUAUGGAAAAAUGGCAGAAGAUUGUGCAAAAGUUAUACGUCAUGGGGACACCUUCGUAGUUGCUGGCUUUAAGUUGUCAAAAUCGCCUACAGCAAGAGAAGAUGGCAGACAUGGUUGCCACCUGGAGGUGUCUGAAGAAGCUGGAUCAGGCAUUUAUAUUUAUACUAAACGGAGCACAAGUGCUGCUUCAGAAACUGCAUCUGUGUCUGUUGCACCAAAAUAUGUGUAUACACCUCUGAAUCAUCUUAAAGAUGGAACUGUAGUGAAUUUGUAUGGAAUUGUGAAAUUCUUCAAGCCUCCAUAUGUAAGCAAAGGAACUGAUUACUGCUCAGUUGUAACACUUGUGGACCCAUCAAAUGCAAAGUUAACAUGCACUCUUUUUAGUGGAAAUCUAGAUUCCCUUCCAAAAAUUUACAAAAUUGGAGAUAUUGUUCGAUUUCAUAGAAUAAAGAUCAGGGAAUACAAUGGACAAAUGCAGGGAAUUACCAGUGGGGGAUUUGCAUCCUUGACAUUUGAUGGCACUGUAGGCGCACCUGUAGUUCCUCGAACCUCUAGUAAAUUGUACACUUUCUUGGAUGAAGAGCAUAAAACAAUAGAAGAACUACGUGCUUGGGCAGCUAGUAAUCUUUCCAUCUCUGGACCUGCAGCAAAAUUAUCUGGUGUUCAGCCAAUGCUGUUCUUUGACCUCACUUGCCAGCUGGUAGGGAAAGCAAGAGUGGAUGGAUCUUCUUUUCUUCUAAAGGUAUGGGAUGGAACAAAAUGCCCCUACCCGACGUGGAAGGUACCUGUGGAAGCAAGAGACCUGGAAGGAGAAAAAGGUCUCCUUCAUCAGCUGCGACAUCUAACAGUGGACAUUCUAGUCUAUGAUAACCAUGUACAACUGGCAAAAUCACUUAAGAUUGGGAGUUUUCUCAGAAUUUACAGUAUUCAUGCAAAGCAAGCAAGUACUGACAACCAAGAUGUAUCGCAUGUAGAGUUCCAUCUUCAUGGUGGCACCUGUUAUGGUCGAGGAAUAGGAGUCUUGCCAGAAAGUAACCCAGAUGUUAAGGAACUAAAAGCAUUCUUGGAAUCUGUGGAUCUGGCAGACAGUCAGAAUGUGGAAAGCAUGUCUUCAGUGGAAUUAGAUGGCAUUUUUAGCAAUGUUACAGAUCUUCAAUCACACUUACAGAGAUGUCAGCAAUUAUCUGUAACAGUAUUAACAGAUCAUCAGGAUUUGAAUAACACUGAACUGAAAACUAUUCUGAACAGCACUGCUCCUCAACAGUACCGCAUUAGAGCAAAGCUGAGAACUUUUAAACCUCAGAAGCUCCAUCAGUGUAUUAAACUUUUUUGUUCCAGAUGCAACUCUUUGAAAGAAGUUCCAGAUGGAAGUGACUUUGACUUAAUUUUACAAGAUUCUGCACCUACUGCCCCAAACCCAGAAUUACACAAUACAUCCUGGUAUGAUUCUGUUAUGUGGACUACACAACAUCAGAAACAAAGGAAAAUAGCUAUUCAUUUUGUAAAGCAUGAUGAAAUGCUUCAAGAGCCUGAAGAUACUUUGCUUAUGAUAGAAGGUGGAACACUAAAAGAAGUCUCGAAGCUUUCAAGAAGAUUUAAAUGUGUUAUUCCUGUCAGAUCCACUGAAGAUGAUCUUGAAUUAUUAGAUCUUUCAGCUCCUUUUCUUUUACAGGGGAGUGUGAAAUAUUAUGGGUGCAAGCAGUGCUCAACUCCAAAGACUAUCAAGAGCCUAAGUUCCCUUGCAGCAGAGCAACGACCAUCAUGGGAACUGACUGAAAUAGCACAAGUUUUAGGUAUUGUGCCACUCCAGUAUGUUUUUAUUAUGAAGUUUACACUAGUUGAUGGAACAGGAGCACUAAAUGCAUACCUUUUUGAUUACGAAAAGUUUUUCCAAAUUCCUGCCUCUGAAAUCUUAACUAAUGAUUUUCUUCAGCAAAAGAUGCAGAUGACCAUGAAUACACUCUGCCCUCCAGGAAGAAAACUAGGUGACUUGCCAUGGCUGGAAUGUUUCAUCAAGUCCUAUAACAUCACAGAUGGAAUGAAACAUCAAGUUUAUUACCAAAUUUUUGACACUACAGUUGCUGAAGAUGUUGUAUAGUGAUGUUUUGCUAAUAAGCCAAACAGUAAUGGUCCAAUUUCAGUUGAAUCAUAGAGACAGCAUGAAAAAAAAAAAAAAAAGUGUUCUGUUCUUCAGAAUUCAAGUUUUUGUUUGUAUGCUAAAAUGAAUAGAAAUUACGCUUCAAUGUGGUUACUACUUGCCUGGCAUGCAGGCUUGUGAGCUGAUUGCAAGGGAGGUGGUAAGCUUUUCAUUGGAAGUUGCUUCGCUGAGGCUGAUGGAAGUAUUUUAAUAUCUAGCUGUUAUCCAGGUUACUGUGAACUGGUGUGAUGAGGUUACUCUGCACUGACUCUAUAGUCAGAAUGUUUUUGCUUUGUUCAUUUCUGUAUUAAAUUAUUUCAGCAGAGAUGGGGAAAAGGAGCUCUUCAGUAAACUUCUAUGCUCUCACAGUAGUUGGUGUAAAUAUAUGUUGCUGUUCUCAGCCAGUUGUCCUUUUUUAGAAAUGUUACAAUGUCUCUAAAAGGGAUCGAAGACUGUUAGCAUGCUUAUUAACUGGGUCUGUGUUUUCAAAGACUUCAUAUACUUGUCUAAAUUUACUGUCAAGAUUAUACUGCCCAGAUCUGUUUUAUGUCUUGCAUGAUCAGAUUACAUUACUAAUUUUGGAGAUAGCAAACUAAUCUAGUGAUACCAUGGCUUGAAAAUACUAUCAGAGUAAAAAAUAUUACUCUGUGGUUUCACUUUGCAUUCAGAAGUAUUUUACACAAAUUUGAGACAUGUUUCUCUAAUGAUAAUUAAUGUAGAAAUUCCUGUCAAGUCAAAUACUUCCUUUCAGAGCAAAAACACUUAAUAUUUACAACAGCUGUUUUUUAAGGGAAUUCAGAAGCAAGAUGUAAAUACUUGUAAGUAGAUUAUUAUUUUGAUAGUGGGUGACAUUUUUAAUUUUUCAGGGUUGUACAGUAGAUUAUACAAUUUCUUGUUUAAAAAAUCAUUUAAAUAUCUGCAGAUAAUUUUUUGAAUAUCUAAAAAUUUGCACUGGCUGUAAAUGCCAUAAACCUGGAGAUCAUGUUCUUUAUUGAUCAGUGUAUAGGGAGAACCAAUAUUAAAUGUGGUUAGUGGAUAUUAGCUUUCCAAAGCAGGGAAAAACUCAACUUCAGAAUGGAACAAGCAGUUUAUGAAAGAGCAGUAUUGGCUUAUGAAAGCUUGCCUGAAUCUGAGUAACUGCUUGAGUGAAAAACAGUGAAUAAUGACAAUAACUUACUGAUGGAUUAUUCUAAAUCUUUAGAUACUGGAAGUAUCCAAAUGAUUUCAGAACUUGGGGUUCACACUGAAGGCAAUUUUUUUUUUUUUUUUGCUUUUCUUGUAUAGUAUAUAUUGAAUCAUUGGAGAGAAUUUUUUUUUAACUGCAAUAGGAGACAUUUAUAGUGUACCUUUUUCUAAAUUUUGAGAAAUAAUGGAUAAAAGUGUAUAUUUUGAACUUCAAUGUAAAUAAUUGGUUUCACCAUGUCUCAUGUCUGAGAUUCCUGCCAUAACACUCUGAAAACAUUUUAAUAUUGCAUAUACAUCAUUUGAGUUUUCUGCUGUUGAAUAUUGUAAAUGUUUAAUAAAAAUUUUUAAAAUUUUUCCAAAUAA
This is a messenger RNA of Dromaius novaehollandiae (emu), 4049 nucleotides long. It is a transcript of the gene POT1, whose product is annotated as protection of telomeres 1. The record is from RefSeq and is a predicted model, not a curated record. Bases 24 to 2462 code for a protein of 812 amino acids. Lineage: Eukaryota; Metazoa; Chordata; Aves; Casuariiformes; Dromaiidae. Gene Ontology annotation, molecular function: telomerase inhibitor activity; G-rich strand telomeric DNA binding. The transcript has 20 exons. Gene Ontology annotation, biological process: telomere capping; regulation of telomere maintenance via telomerase. Gene Ontology annotation, cellular component: nuclear telomere cap complex; chromosome, telomeric region.